AUGAAUUGCACCUAUCAUAUACAAAGCCCAAUAAGUAUGAUAUGUAUAGCUCCUCACAAGUGCUAAUGCUAAAGGAAACUUUGUGUAAAAUGCUGCUAUGACCAUGGAGUAGAUUAAAAAUAUAUAGUUUCGGCAGUGAAAUUUCAAGACAUGACUCAGAAGAUAUUAAAAGACUCCAAGCUUAAUGAUACAUCUGAGUUAACCAAAUAGAGAAAGCAUUUUAAAUCAUUGUUCUCUUAAAUCGAAUAAAUAUUGAAAAAAAUGUUGGAGGAGUUGUCUCUAUCAAUCAAAUAAGUAUUUGAUUGGAUUGAAAAAGAAAAUUAAUCAUUCUUUUAUCUCCUCUAAGAAAAUUGUAAUAUAGCAGAAAGCUCCUCUACUGAUUUAGAAAAAUUAGUAUAAAUUGUAGAAGGAAGUUUAUUAAAUGAUUGGUCAGUUUAGAGAAAUUCAUAUUUUACUCGUUUGUAGAAUAUAAGUAGUUGGUGGGGUCAAGAGUUUCAGAAUUUUAGUGAAAAAAUUAUAGAAAAGAGCAAAAAGUUGCUUCAUAAUAACUAUGUUUAUAGGAACUAACCAUUGAAGCCAAAUUAAUAAUUGGAUGAGUAUACCAAUAAAUUUAUAGGAAUCUUGUGGGAUUAUUCAUAUAACCAACCUUUAUAAUUAAAAUUAAACCUACAAAUUACCUUUACAUAAAACAAAGAAAUCUAAUAUAUCAAAGAUGGUUACAAGAUAAGAAUGUAUAAAUUAAUUAAUAUUAUUUUAGAGAUAAAAUAAAAGAAACAACAAGGAAACCUGAAAUUUUAACCAAUUUAGAAUAAAUCCAACACUUUUAUUGGUCUGGUAAUUAUGGGCAAAAGAAUCAGAAGAUUGGCAAUUGGUUAGCUACAUGGAAAGGUGAAACAAUUUAGGGUGUUGGCGGAAAGUACUCUGAUGAUGGACAAAAGUAAGGAAAAUGGAGAGAAAUAGUAAAAAAUUAUUGGAGGUUAAUCAAAUAUAUUUAAAUUAUUAGUCUAGGAAAAGUGUUUGAAGAAGGUGAAUAUGUAAAGGAUUAAAGAAUUGCGGUUUGGAAAUAUAUUUAUGAAAAUAAUGAAAUGUAUGUAGUAAUUAAUUAAAUAAAAAUAGAGGUGGAGGUGGCUAUAAUACAGAAGGAUUGAAAAUUGGAAAAUGGAUAGAUUUGAGCGAGGGUUUUUGGCAAUAUUCAUAAUUAACUUAAAAUGGCUAAUAUAGAAAUGGUAAAAAGGUUGGUAGAUGGGAUAUUUUUUAUAGAGAAUAAAGCAGUGAUUCAUUUAAAUAAAUGUAAAAAUUUUAUAAUAUAAUCGAUAAAAUUGAUUAUUAGUGGUGGUGGAUAAUAUGAUGAAACAGGUAAUGAACUU
Molecule: messenger RNA, 1367 nt
Organism: Paramecium primaurelia
Lineage: Eukaryota; Ciliophora; Oligohymenophorea; Peniculida; Parameciidae
Source: the annotation of a GenBank genome assembly